AUGGAGUGUUUGGGACAAAUCGAGGCUGUAAAGGAAAAAAUUAAAACUGCGUCUGUAGCUGCGAUAAGGUCUUUGCAUAAAUUCAUCUUCCAUGAUGAAGGAGAUCGAAGUAAUCGCAAAAGGGUGAGAAAUUUUGAAGGUUUUGCGUUUGCCAUUGAUUCGGAAGAAUAUACAGCGCAAUUAGAAUAUGCCAGACGGUUAACUACCGGUGAUCUUAUUUCAAGUUGUAACGUUUUGGGCAUUGAUUUUACGGGAAGUAAAGAAGAAAUAAUAGUACGUAUGUGCAGCGCUCUAAUGGAUUUGAAUCAGUUAGUAAAACCGAAUGAUGAAGAGGAAGAGAAAGAGGGUGAGGAAGAUGAUGAUAAAAAUGCUGCUGAUGAAAUGGGAAACGACAGUGGUAGUGAACGUGAUAUCGAAGUAACCCCAGCACGGCAACAAGAAAGAGACGUUAAUUUUGCUUUCGGUUUUAAAGAUAUGGAAAACACGUUGCGCACUUUCGAUGGUAGUAACGCGUAUCCGGUGGAAAAGUGGAUAGAAGAUUUUGAAGAAGCGGCUGAAAUCUUUCAAUGGACAGAAUUACAAAGAUUAAUAUUUGCUAAAAGAUCUUUAUCGGGGUUGGCAAAGUUAUUUAUUCAGAGUGAGCGUGCCAUUAAUUCGUGGUGCAAAUUGAAAAAUGCGCUAAAAAAAGAAUUCGUCUCUAAAGCGAACAGUGCACAAAUUCAUAAGAUGUUGUCCAAACGAAAACUCCUCGCAUGAAAGUG
Molecule: messenger RNA, 761 nt
Organism: Megachile rotundata (alfalfa leafcutting bee)
Lineage: Eukaryota; Metazoa; Arthropoda; Insecta; Hymenoptera; Megachilidae
Source: RefSeq, a predicted model, not a curated record